ACCACUCUCUCGACUCGGCUAGGAGCCAGUACUGCCGCCCUAGCCUGUACCAGAGCACCCUCGACCACCGACCCACGCCAUGCUCGGCUCGAUCCAGACCCACUUCUGGGCCGUGCGCGACUACCUUGCCCCGGUCCUGCGCGACUCCAAGUUCAAGGAGACGGGCCGCCUCACCCCGGACGAGUUCGUCGCCGCGGGCGACUUUCUCGUGUACAAGUUCCCGACGUGGCAGUGGGAGGGCGGCGACCCGACCAAGGCGAGGGACUUCUUGCCCAAGGACAAGCAGUACCUCGUCAGCCGCAACGUGCCCUGUCUCCGACGCGUCUCGCAGCUCGGCCAACAAGGCGGCGCGGGCGACGAGUACGCCGAGAUGCUCAUGGACUUUGCCGAGGGUGGCGGCGCGGCGGGCGACGAGGGCGACGAGUGGGUCGCGACGCACACCAACGCCCAAGACCCGAACUCGACGACCGACAUCCCCUCGAUGGGCGACAUCCCCGACGCCGACGACCUAUCCUCGUCCUCGGGCGUGGACGGCGUCACCUCUUCCCUCGCCGACACGUCGCUCAACCCGAACGCCGCCGCCGCCGCACGAGACGAGGUGCCCGACUUUGACGACAUCCCCGACAUGGACGACGAGGCCGGCGGGGCAGGCCUGGUCGAGGACGACGACGAUGCGGCGGUCCAGGUCGAGCCCUCGUCUCUCAGCGGCGGCGGCACCCGGUCCGACAAGCUCGUCCAGGUGCGGACGUACGACUGCAUGAUCUCGUACGACAAGUACUACCAGACGCCGAGGAUGUGGCUCCUCGGGUACGACGAGCACAAGCGCCCUCUCCCGCCCACCUCGGCCCUCGACGACGUCUCGUCCGACCACGCGCUCAAGACGGUGACGAUCGAGCCGUUCCCGCACAGCGGCGCCGGGCUCUCGAUCGCGAGCGUGCACCCGUGCAAGCACAGCGCCGUCAUGAAGAAGGUCAUCGAGCGCAUGGACGGCAACGUGAGGGAGAUGCAGCGCCGGGCGAGGGCUGAGGGCCAGGGGCAGGGCGAGGGGCCGCCGCACAAGGAGAAGGAGAAGGAGGAGAAGAAGGGCGGCGGGAGCAGGUGGCUCGGGCUCGGGAAGAAGAAGGACAAGGAGGCUGCGGGAGCGAAGGACGGCUCGGGCGAGGGUAUAGCGGGAGCGGACGCAGACGACGAGGGCCUGCGCGUCGAGCAGUACCUGCUCGUGUUCCUCAAGUUCAUCAGCACCAUCACGCCGACGAUCGAGGUCGACUCGACGGCGAGCAUCUGAUCCUGCUCCACCCGUCGCCUCCUCGGCUCGCCCAGCCUCGCCUCGCCUCGCCUCGACUCGACCCGACUCGGCGCUGGUCGCCUUCUCGUCGCUCGGACCCCUCGUCUCGACGCGGCGCCCUCGUCUCGACGCGGCGCCCUCGUCCUCCCUCCCCCACGUUGACCGUCGUCCUCGGCCUCCUCGGUUACCCUCCCUCCCCCCUCGUUCGCCUUCCUUGCCCUUGCCCUUUAUCUCUCCAUUGCGCCGCCGUCUUUGCCUCCCUCCCUCCCCCUCACUCGUCGUACCCCCUCUCGCGCGCGCUCUCGCUCUGCAAGUCGCUGUGCCUCUC
Messenger RNA from Rhodotorula graminis WP1, 1613 nucleotides. RefSeq lists its product as uncharacterized. The coding region runs from base 80 to 1285 and encodes 401 amino acids. Gene Ontology annotation, molecular function: Atg8-family ligase activity. Gene Ontology annotation, cellular component: cytosol; cytoplasmic ubiquitin ligase complex. NCBI's taxonomy places the organism in Eukaryota, Fungi, Basidiomycota, Microbotryomycetes, Sporidiobolales, Sporidiobolaceae. The transcript is spliced from 8 exons. The record is from RefSeq and is a predicted model, not a curated record. Gene Ontology annotation, biological process: autophagosome assembly; autophagy of mitochondrion; nucleophagy.